CUCUAAAAUGAUGAAUCACCGUCAACUAUAACCCCUAGCCUUCCAAGCUAAUGAUGCAGGUUCCAACUGAUUAGAUUAAUGCCACAUUCAUGUUUUCCCUCUGUUCGCAAGCAGUAACCUAUUAGAACAAAAUCUAAAUGGAAUCCCAUUCAACACUAGCUAUAAUGAACUGUUGCCUGUGCUUGCUAGAGAGAGCUGAGCAUUGCCAAAGAAUGUUGAUUACCUAUUUACCCCAGUGCUCCACCAAAGCCACUAGUACUGCACCACAAAUGGCAUAGACUUAUUUUUAAGAAGACUAAAGGACAAAUUAAUCCUAAACCUGAGGAAAAUAUUCAACACUGACUCACUGUAGGCUGUCUAAUGUUGUAAAUUAAAGAUUUUGUCAUGGAAGGCGGCUAAUAUGUAGUGUAAUAAAGGGAUGCAUGAGCACAAUGCUGUUAUAAAAGAGAGUUUUCUCCUGCUUAUGAUUCUAUUUGUAUGAUGCAAAAGCAGAACAUAGUGAGUAGGACUUGCAGUUUCAGAAGUCUGAAUGAUAGUAAGCUUUGAUACUCAGCCAAACAAUUUGCAUCAAUACGAGGUGGUUGGAUGCUUUAGCUGUGCAUACAAUACCUCCAGUACCCGAUCUCCAUAUUGGUUACAUAAAGAUGGUUUGGUUCAUUCACGCCUCCAUGUCCACCUUUUGCAUAAGACCAAGUCUUCACUGAGGUAAAGAAGAACGAACUGUGGCGUGCUGCCAAGACGCGUAAGUCGUUGCGUCCCUAGAUGAAUUUAAAAAGAAGAAGGAUCUGGGUCCAUUCUGACAGCUACGGGUCUACUCCACCCCACUGAACUAGUUUGACUUUGAACUUUCUUUCUUGCUGUGGACACAAUUUCAUUUGGGAGCUUGACUCAAUCCAAAGUUUUCGACAGCAGAAAUGGUGGUGGAGGUGUUUCUCGGGGCUUUUCUUCAGGUGCUGCUGGAAAGGUUGACACCCCAGAACUUGCUCAGUUUCGGUCACUUCCAAGGUGUCGAAAAGAAGUUCAAGAAAUGGAGUACAACUCUGUCUGCAAUUCGAGCUGUGCUGCAGGAUGCUGAGAAGAAGCAACUCACCAGCGAGGCGGUGAAGCUGUGGCUGGAUGAGCUCAAACACUUGGCUUUCGACAUGGAUGACUUCUUGGACACCUUUUCCACCCAGCUCUUGGUGAUCAAUCACCAAAAUGGGGCUGGCACAAGCAAGGUACAACGCCUCUUUUCGAGAGUUAAAUUCAACUAUAACAUGAACUCCGAAAUGGGUAACAUUGCUGACAGAUUACAAGUAAUAUCUGAUAGAAAAGAUAAGCUCGGUUUAGUAUAUAGUGAUGAUCCAGGUUAUCCUCGGGCAUCACAAAGGUUGCCAAGUUCAUAUGUGUUGGAUGGACCUGUGGUUGGAAGGGAUGAAGACAAGAGAAAGAUUGUUGAGUUGUUGUUGAGAGAUCAUGAGCCUUGUUGUACAACCAAUUUCCAAGUUUUGGCCAUUGUUGGUAUGCCGGGACUUGGCAAGACCACACUUGCAGGGCAUGUGUUUAAUGAUAAGGAAAUGGGGCUGUUCAAUCCAAAGGUGUGGGUAUCUGUUUCUGAUAGCUUCAGUCUUGAGAGACUGACGAAAACUAUCUUCAAGUUAGUCACAUCCCGGGAUUCUGAUGAUUUGGAUGAGUUUAGUAAAGUGCAAGAUCUUCUGAGUGAGGCAUUAGCAGGAAAAAAGUUUCUAAUUGUUCUGGAUGAUGUUUGGAGUACUUGUGACUAUGAUUCUUGGACAAAACUCCAGUCUCCCUUUCGUGUUGGAGCAUCAGGAAGUCAGAUAGUGGUGACUACACGUGAAGAAAAAGUUGCGAAAUUGAUAGGAGCAACUCAUGUUUAUGAUUUGAAGACCCUAUCAAAUGAGGAUUGUUUGGAAGUAUUUCAGCAGCAUAUUAACAGUAAUAGACCACCAAAUUUUAAUCUUCUUUGCAAGAAGAUUGUUGAAAAGUGCAAUGGAUUGCCAUUGGCUGCAAAGACUCUUGGUGGCAUUUUACGUUGUAAAGAAGCUGGCAGUUGGGAAGAAGUAUUGGAUGAUAAAUUGUGGAGUGUGUCAAAUAAUGAGAGCAACAUUCUCACAGUACUAAAAUUGAGCUAUCAUUAUCUUCCUUCGAACUUGAAGAGGUGCUUUGCGUAUUGCUCAAUACUUCCAAAGCAAUAUGAAUUUGGGAAAAAGCAGUUAAUACUGCUGUGGAUGGCAGAGGGUUUUCUUCAUCAAUCACAUGGAAGUAAGGAGAUGGAAGAUAUUGGCGGUGACUACUUUGGGGAGCUGUUGUCUCGAUCAUUGUUUCAGAAGUCAAGCAAAAAUAAUUCAAGAUAUGAAAUGCAUGACCUUGUUGGUGAUUUGGCACGGUGGGCUGCAGGAGAUAUCUGUUUUAGAUUGGAGGAUAAUCUGGAUGGAAGAUGUUCUCCAAAGACUCGUUAUUCAAGUUACAGUUCUGGCAAGUUUGAUGGGGUAAAAAAAUUCGAAGCCUUCUCUAAAGCCAAACGUUUGCGGACUUUCUUACCAGUUUCAGUUUUACGCGGUCGUGAGAAUCAUCAAACUCGUAAGGUUGCUUCUGAUUUAUUGCCAAAUAUGAAGUACUUAAGGGUGCUCUCUUUCAGUGGAUAUCAAAUAACUGAACUGCCGGAUUCAAUUGGCAGACUGAAGCAUCUAAGGUACCUUGAUCUGUCUCACACCUUAAUAAUGAGUUUGCCUGAUUCAAUAAGCUCUCUUUACAACUUACAGACGUUGAUAUUGGAAAAUUGUUCUAAAUUGAAGGCACUACCUUCAAACAUUAGGAAUUUAAUUAAUCUACGUCAUCUCAACAAUUCUAGCAUGCUUUCUUUGGAAGGAAUGCCUCCACAAUUAGGUCAACUGACUAGCCUGCAAACGUUAUCCUGUUUCGUGGUGGGCAAAGCUAGGGAGUCAGGUGUGAAAGAGAUAGGCCCCCUAUAUCUUCUUCGUGGGACAUUGUGCCUCUCACGAUUAGAAAAUGUCAUCGAUGUGGAGGAUGCAAGAAGGGCUGACUUAAUAUGCAAGGAAGGGCUUGAUGCAUUGCAACUAGAAUGGAGUGGCAGAGGAGAAAAGGAAUCAGAUGUGCUUGACAUGUUAAAACCCCACAGAAACCUCAAAGAGCUUACCAUUAAAGGCUAUGGUGGUUUGGAAUUGCCAUCAUGGAUAUGUAAUCCUUUAUUCUCUGUUCUGGUUCUUUUAAGGUUAGAGAAUUGUAAUAAUUGUCGAUUCUUGCCACAACUCGGACAAUUACCUUCUCUCAAGGAACUCUUCAUAAGAGGAAUGUCUCAGGUGGAAAGUGUUGGUAUUGAGUUUUAUGGAGAGGGUACCUUGUCUUUUCCAGUACUGGAGAAUCUAGUGUUUGAGGAUAUGCAACAAUGGAAGGGAUGGUUUCCUUGUGAAGAAGAUCAAAUUGGAGUUUUUCCUUCCUUGAAAAUGCUUUCUGUCAUUAAAUGUCCACAAUUGGUGGUUUCCAUUACAAACUAUACACAACUUUGUGCAUUACAAGUCCAUGACUGCAAUGGGGUGGUAUUUAGAGGUGCUGUUGACUUUGAGUUACUUGAGCAUAUGUAUCUUUCAAAUUUGUCAGUGUUGAGACUUGAAAUUGAAAAAUCUGCUGAAUGCAUGAGGGGCUUAAGAAAUGUUCAAGGCUUGGGAAUUACUAAUAGCGAGGAAUCAUCAUCUUCAUGGCAGAAUGAGGAUAUAAUACUGCAGCACCUGAGUUCUCUUCGUAGUUUGUUUAUUGAAAGGAACUCCAAGUUUCUUCAAUUGCAUCACCUGACAUCACUUCAAGCGCUUCGCUUAUAUAGAUGUGCAAGUCUGGUUUCCAUUCCCAAAGUAUGUUUGCCACCUUCUCUUAAAGAUCUGUGGAUUGAAAGGUGCGAUUCUCUUACGUAUUUUGCAAGGUACCAGAUACCUCCAAGUCUAAGAAGAGCAGGAAUAAGAGAAUGCAAAAGGUUGAAAUUAUUAGUUGGGGAGAAUGUAGAGGGUUACUCAUCCUCUUCUUCUUCGCACUGUUUGAUGCAAGAGGAUACAUCUUGUCUUGAGUACUUGGAGGUAUGGGAGUGUCCAUCUCUUACAUCCUUAUCAUCAAGAGGCCAACUACCCAGAGCGCUUAAACACCUUCACAUAAGGGAUUGUGAACGACUGGAGUCAAUAACAGAUAUGUUCCACAGUGAAACUUGUCUUGAACAUAUUGUGAUACAGAGUUGUGCAAAUCUUAAAUCCUUACCAGAAGGCCUAUGCGACCUCAUGCAUCUUCAACAGUUAAUUGUUAUGGAUUGUGGAAGUCUGGUUUCCUUCCCGAGAGGAGGGUUGCCAACAACAGUCUCCAACCUGACAAGCAUCUAUAUCUACAAUUGUGAUAGCUUGGAAGCUUUCCCCAGAGGAAUGGACAAGUACAUCUCUCUUCAGACAUUGUGGAUCGGUUACUGUAAAGGUUUGUCAUCCAUUUUAGAAGAGGGUUUUUCCCCAAACUUAGUUGAGCUUUACAUUGUGAACCCUUUACGUUGCACGCCACUCUGUGAAUGGGGGUUGCAGUUGCACAGACUCAAUUCUCUGAGAGAGUUGUGGAUCCAGGGUGUAGAUCCAAAUCUGGUGUUAUUUCCACCAGAGGAGAUGGAGAUGCUGCUCCCUAAAUCUCUCAUUAAAAUCAGAAUUGGAGACUUCCCAAAGCUAAGGCGCCUAUCCAGCAAGGCCCUUCAGUCGCUCACCUCUCUUGAAUCUCUUAGAAUUGAAGAUUGUCCAAAGCUAGCAUCCAUUCCAGAGGAGAAGCUGUCUCUUUCACUUACACAACUGCAUAUCUCCAAUUGUCCUCUGCUAAAGAAGAGAUACAGACCAGGGAAAGCACCACACUGGCCCAAAAUAGGCCACAUUCCUUACAUACAGAUUGGAGAGUAGACACCAAAAGGCUUGUAACCGGAAUGUCUUCCUCUCCAGGUGUUAAGGCACCAACUACAAGUACAAGGUUGAGAGCUGAGCAACGUGAAGGUGAAUAUGCAGUCCAAUCUUGCUUUUUGUGUGAUUCAUACUAUAUUUUUGAGCCUCUCUGAGUUGAUUAGGUGUCUAAUAAGAAAAUUUACUGACAUAUAUAUAACACGAACAUAAUAUUUAUCUAGUCAUAAAAUAUCUUAAUCCUGACCAUCAUUCCACUUUCAAUUAUGUUCAUAAUAACAACUACAUUACUGAAGUGAGUGAUUGACUUUUUCUUUGAUUAGUCAUCUACUUUUUUAACUGCAAUAAUGCUGUUAAUUGGUAGCUUUAUAUGUUUUCUUUAUUUGCUCAAUGCCCUCAUUUGAAUAUGUCAAUGCUUCCUAUGUCAUAUUAGAUUACUAUUGAACUAAAAAAAGAACAGAAGUAGCUAGCCCAGGUCUGUGUGAAAGAUUCCUUCCAUUCCCCAGUUAACAGUAAUUGUUUCAAAUCAGAUCACCUUGAAGUCCUUUCUUUUCUGAAAACUGAUAACUCCAGUUUCAUGAGGCUUUAGGCAAAACCCAAGUGUUUCUUCCUUUUUAUUCUGUAUGUGUUUUGUUGCCCAGUAAAAUCUGAUAGAGGAGCUUUUGACGUUAAUGUGCGCUAGAUAAAGUAGCAUGUGUAGUUCACUAAGUAUACCAGAUUUCUGUGUUAUAUCUUUGGAACACUAAAUCGUUACGUUUUCUAAAAAAAUGUUGAAAACUUCACCUUCUUAAGAACUUGAUGGUAUCGACUGUUUUCUUAAAUUUAUGUAUUGUGUUCUCUUUUAAAACCAUGUUACGCACAGGAGGAGCAUAAAACCACUAAUUUCAGGGGACUUUAUAUAAAAGUCUCAUAGCCUAUUCACUGUGCCAACAAAUGGUAAAUAUUCAAUAAAAUGUCAAGACCUCGGUCAUGCAUUUUCUUAUAGGAAACAUCUU
Messenger RNA from Rosa chinensis, 5917 nucleotides. RefSeq names its product putative disease resistance RPP13-like protein 1. Lineage: Eukaryota; Viridiplantae; Streptophyta; Magnoliopsida; Rosales; Rosaceae. The transcript is spliced from 2 exons. Gene Ontology annotation, biological process: defense response to other organism. The record is from RefSeq and is a predicted model, not a curated record. Gene Ontology annotation, molecular function: protein binding; ADP binding. Bases 915 to 4928 code for a protein of 1337 amino acids.